This is a messenger RNA of Cinara cedri, 3841 nucleotides long. NCBI's taxonomy places the organism in Eukaryota, Metazoa, Arthropoda, Insecta, Hemiptera, Aphididae. The record is from the annotation of a GenBank genome assembly.
CACAACCUACCACCAUCCGACCAAGUGAAUCGAAUGAUUUUGAUAACACGUUCUUUUUAGUUUCUAAUAUUUUAGAAAACGCGUUUCUUUAUUUGUUAAUCAGAAUUUUUAUUAUUCUGAAAACAAUUUGAUUUGAUUUCUAUUUCAAUAUACAUAUUUAAUUAAAAUGCCGAAGAACAAGGGUAAGUAACAAUUCUAAACAAAUAUUUUCGACGACAACAAUUUGUUACCUUGGUUUCUUAUUCAAUAAUUACCUAUUGUUUUUUCGCGCCCUUAGGAAAAGGAGGAAAAAAUCGUAGGCGUGGAAAGAAUGAAAACGAAACCGAAAAACGUGAAUUGGUAUUCAAAGAAGAUGGACAAGGUAAUUAUAUCUAUAUAAUACUUUAGUACAGAUUUUGUUCUUUGGUAAAUUUUUAAGAUACACCAUCCAAUCCAUGUUUAUAAAAUAUUAAGAUUACAUAGAUUUAUUUACUUUUUAUGGUUUUGUUAUUAGUUAAAUUGGGUAGUCUUCAAUUAUUAUAAUAUUGAUGUUUUAAUUUAUUAAAAGAAUAUCUUAAAAAUAUAUUGCAUAUUUUUUUUUUAACAAAUCUCUACUAUAAUUUAUUAAAACUAUUGACCUUUGACUUUAUUAUUUAUAUAUUAAGAACAAUUAAGUGAUUAGGUCAUAUUAAUAAUUAUAAAUUCAUUAAAAAUUAAAUUAAAUAUGCACAAAAAAAAAAAAAAUAGAUUAGUACCUUUCUUGGUAUAUCAACUUUUAAUAAUUUUUAUUUUGUUGGACAUAAAAUUAAAUAAAUAUUCACAGUAGAUUUGUGUAACUAUUUUCUUGAUAAGUUCUUUAGAAGAAAUAAUAUAUUUAAAAUAAUUGUGACACCUAUAAUAUUCAUUUUAGUACAUAAUGGCAAUGUAUGUAGUAGAUACAGAAUACAUAAUUCAAUUAUUUAACUUGUUUCAGUUUUGGUAUAGUUGGUAAAAUAAUAACCUGAACUUUUAUUUAUAAUCAUUUUGAAGCUUGUUAUUUUAUUCUAACUAUAAUACUAGAAAAUAUUUACAUAUACUUAAUUUUGCAGAGUAUGCUCAAGUUACCAAAAUGUUGGGAAAUGGUCGUUUAGAAGCAAUGUGUUUUGACGGUGUUAAACGACUUUGCCAUAUUCGAGGAAAACUGAGAAAAAAGGUUUUUAAAAUUCACAAUUUAUAGUUAAUCAUUUAAAUUAUAGUAGAUUAAACAAAUUAUUCUUUAAGUGCUACUCUACAGAUGAAUUAUGAGUUAAAAUAUAAAUUGGUCAAUCAAGGAACUCUGUAUUUACAGUCGAAACAAAAUGCAUGAAUAUGGUGACAGUGGUACAGCAUCUUUAUAUUCUUAAUUAUAUUGACACAUUUAACUUCAAUAUACCAUAAAUUUUUUGAUCACAAAAAUUUUAAAUUUGAUUUUUUAAUUAAACAUUUUGAUUAUUGUUUUAAAAUAUAUAAAUGUUAAACUUAAAACAAUAUGUGGUAUUAUCUAGCUUUAUUUGCUGGGUUUCCACAUCUAAACUAUUCAAAUGGAGCAUAUUUUUUAAACUGUUGAAUUAAAACCGGAUUAAAAUUUUCCCUGGUGAAAUGUUAACUGAUUGUAUAACUAUUUUACACCUUUUUUUUUUUACAUACCAUUUUAACUUUUUUUUAAAUUGUAUUAAAUUAUUUUAUGUGUAUGAUAUAUUACAGCCCAGGUUCAACAACACGAGUUAUGUGAUAUCUACAUUAAGUUUAUGGUACAUCUUAAAAGAAUAGAUGAUAAUUAUAAUACAAAAUAAACUUUAAAUUAUUUACUUAAAGCUUUCGAUGCCAAUGUCUUUUGCCCAUAAAAAUACACUAUGGAAAUAGUGAUACGGUAUUAGUGGAUAGAAUCAAACCAAAUUUAAUUAUAAUUGUUUUAAUAGCUAGAGGUAAACAUUCUACAGACCGCAUUGAACUUUGUUAAUAUUAUAUUCCCAAGAUUUAUAACGAGUCUUUAAGAAAAGCAAAUUUUAAACUUUUUUUUCAUUAUUUGAAAUUAAAGUUCAGUGCGCUCUGUAUUAUAUUGUUUAUUGUUAAAAAGAAAAAUGUUUAUGAAAACAUUGAAUUAAUAAUGAGUUAUCACUGUCUGUGAAAUUUUUGUCAAUAAAAACAGCCAAACCCUUUCCCCCUAAAUAAAUAAGUAUCAGGUAGUAAAUUGGAAAAUCCUAUCUUUAAGAUGGUAAUUAAAAUAUUAAAAAUAAUUUUUAAAUUUGAAAAACUAGCUCUGGGCCCUUAAUUUACAAUAUAUUUUGUAGUAAACAUUUUAAUGUAAUACAUUUCAUCGUGAAUUGGAUAAAGAUAAAUAAAACUUUUUCAAUUAAGAUUAUUUGUUGUACAAGGUUGUAAUAUUUUAUAUUAAUUUGAAUAACGUAUAUGAACAUAUAUUUUCAAUUUUAGGUUUGGAUUAAUCAAGGUGAUAUAGUAUUAAUAGGUUUACGUGAAUAUCAAGAUACAAAGGCUGAUGUAAUUUUGAAAUAUACUCCAGAUGAAGCUCGUAACUUGAAAACAUAUGGAGAAUUUCCAGAAACGGGUAAGAUGCAUAAUUUUAUGUUAUUUUCAUCUUGAUUUAAAUUAUAUGCUUCAUUUAAAAUUUAUUUUUGACAUCUAACUAAAUGUCUGUUUACUUUUAGUUCGUAUCAAUGAUACUGUCACUUUUGUUGAUGAUGGAUUGGACGAGGAUAUCGAAUUCGGAGAUGAUAUCAGCGAUGAUGAAGAAGCCGAUAAUGUUGAUAAUGUAAGAUAAUAUAACUAAGCAUUAUUCACUAUUUUUAAUUAAUUUAAAAUUUUAUAUUUUCAGAUUUAAGAGCCAAAUUAUUAAGUGUUACGGUGAAAUUAAAUUAAAGUUGAAAUAAAUAUACUUAUAUAAUGCUUUAUAUGUGUGUAUGUUUUUUGAUAAUAUUUUGUUUUUCUACAAAUUUUUUUUAAAUUCAUAUAUUAAUUAUAUAUGUAUUCCUUAGAAAAAAGAAUAUAAAAUACGAUAGAUUAUACCAGUUACAAUUCAAUUUCCUUUUAAGUAAUUUAUACAUAUAUCUAAUUAAUUUUUUUUUGUUACUCCAAAAAUAUAAUUUUAUUAUGACUUAAUAAACAAAAUAUAUAUAAUUUUUAUUUUCCUUUUAUUCAGUUAAUUUAAUGAUUAUUUAUUGUUCAAAAAUUAAUAUUCAAAAAAUAUAUUAUACAGACAUAGCUAAUGUAAAUUUAAUGUUAUAUGUAUAUGAAAAAAAAAUUCAUUGUCAUCAUUAGUUAAAAAACAAAUAGUUUUAAAGUCAGUUGUACAAAUAAAAUCUGGUUGAAAUUAAUAUUAUUAUUUAUUAUGACUAGCUAAAUAUUGAUAAAAGUCAAUUAUUGAAAAUUUGAAGUUUAUUAUAGUUUUUGUAUUAUUUAAAUGCAUGCAUUCAUUUAUAAAGUUAAUUCUACAUUAACAAAACAAGACUAAAUUAUCUUAUUUUCAGAUUUAAUUUAUUUUGUGGAAUUGUUAAAAACAUAUUAAUUAUAUACUUUGAAAAGUUUCUAUGUAUAAUGAAUACAUAAUUAUAAUUUAAGCAAGCAAUAGUGACAGCCAAAGUCAAUAGUGACGUAGUUUUUUUUUUAUGAAGCAGUUUCAGUAAAAUUGCAAGAAACCUCAUUUAACUUAAGCCCAAAAUCAUUGAAAUUUGUAACUAAGACUAAGAAAUAUUCCUGUACUUUAUAUUUAUAUUUCAAAUUAUAAAGUGCCAUACUCCCACCUUAAGAGCCUAAAAUUAGAAAGUGGCACCGGUGUCAUAGUUUCCAAUUGAUUACUGUUAUCAAUAAUAACAUUUCAUUCAAAAAU